Molecule: messenger RNA, 2138 nt
Organism: Acanthoscelides obtectus
Lineage: Eukaryota; Metazoa; Arthropoda; Insecta; Coleoptera; Chrysomelidae
Source: the annotation of a GenBank genome assembly
AUUUAUUCCCACAUUUAUAAUUCUGACAAUGUAAUCAAAAACAAGUUAUUUUUGUCACCAUUCUCAAAUGGAUCCAAGACAAACAUCAAGUGGGGAAAUCUGUUUUUCAAUACCCGAUAAUUCUCCAAGAAAAAGUGCCCAAGUAAUUUAUAGCAUAAUUGAAAAAUAAUCAUCGGUAUCUACCAAUUAUAAAACGAUGCACGAAUAAGAAUUAUAGUUAUAUAAUGAAAGCACACAUAGAGAACUGUCAUUUUGUCUGGAACACCCACUUCCUCUCUUUAUUCAUACUUAUUAUCAAAUCAAAGUUUUAUUUUGGAUAAAGUGAAUGGCUAGUGUAGUCAAGGAUGAGUGCGAUGAUGUUUUUGUUGUUUGUAGUAUUAUCAAUUUCAGAAUAUGCAUUAGCCGUUCCUAAAGCCAGUAUACCACAAGGAGCAUUAGAAGGAUCUUAUAAGCGUUCUUAUUUUGGAAGAACAUUUUCAGCCUUUGAAGGCAUUCCUUAUGCGAAACCUCCAGUCGGAGAUCUCAGAUUUGCGCCUCCAGAACCAGCUGAUGGGUGGGAAGGAGUCUUAAAGGCUGAUAAAAUGUACAUGUGUGAACAAUAUAUACCGUAUCCUAUCGUUGAAGGAAUUCAAGGGCAAGAGGAUUGCUUAUACCUGAAUGUGUAUGUACCUCGUGAGGAAAUUGAUGGAAAUGAAAACUUAGACGUAGUAGUCCACAUACAUGGAGGUGCUUUCAUGAUUGGUGCACCAGUGAUUAUGGCGGGUCCAGAAAUGGUUAUGGAUAAAGAUUUUAUUUUUGUUAAUUUCAACUACAGACUCAAUAUUAUGGGAUUCUUGAGCACCGAAGAUGACGUAGUUUCUGGAAAUAACGGACUCAAGGAUCAAACAAUGGCUCUACAAUGGAUAAAAGACAAUAUCAAGUACUUCGGUGGAAAUCCGGCUUCAGUCACCCUAACUGGAUUGUCAGCGGGUGGUGCCAGUGUGCAUCUGCACUAUUUAUCACCACUUUCCAAAGGGCUAUUUCAUAGAGGUUGGGCUCAAAGUGGUACAGCCCUGUCUCCUUGGGCAAUAACUGAAAGGCCAUUGGACAAAGCGAAGAGGCUCGCGAGAUACUUCAACUGUGAUAUAAGUUCAAGUCAAAUCAUGGUAGACUGCUUAAGGAAGGUGGAUGCCAAAACGUUACUCAUGUCUCUGAAGGCCAUGGCAGUAUACUUAAACACAGUUCCAAUCACUCCAUUUGGCCCUUCAGUUGAGAAAGGCAGCAACAACACAUUCCUACCUGAUCUGCCCUAUAGGUUACUUAAGGAGGGCAAAAUCAAUGAUGUUCCUUUGAUUGUGAGCAACACUAAAGAUGAGGCAGUGUUCCCCAUAGGCAUUAUGGUCGCACUGGAUCUAUUAGACGACUUGGAUAAAAAGUGGAAUAUUUUAGGAGCUUAUAUGAUGGACUGUCAUGAUACUGUAUACAAAAAACAGUGGAAGGAAGUCACUACAAAAAUUAAACAACAUUUUCUGCAAGGGAAACCUUUCACUUCAGAUAUUCCCGUCACGUUAAAGUUGUUCAGCGAAAGGUUGUGGUUUUUGGACACUGAAAAGACAUUAAGAUUGCAGUCUAAGGUCGCAAAGUCUCCUGUCUAUUUCUAUCUUUACAAAUAUAUGAUGAAGUUACCUUCAAUGUUUCCAGGGUCAAAAAUAGGUGUAGGCCACGGUGACGAUUCAAGGUUAUUCCUGAAAAUGUUUUUGUCGCCUGACAGUUUUGAACCUGAAGAUGAAAAAAUGAUGAAGCUAUUUUUGGACUUCGUUGCAACAUACGCAAAAACGGGUGUGCCGACUUUCAAAAACACGACAUGGCUACCAAUCCAACCAGAAAGUGAAGAAUUAGACGUAUUGUCAAUAUACUCGCCAGAAAGGGUGCAAAUGGAAAAAUACAAUGAGCUGGCAGAUGUACAGUUUUGGAAUAACUUACCAAUCAGAGAAAAUGAAAAUGCAAUAUAAUUAAACUUGAUGGUUCUAAAUCCUUAUUCGUAUUUUCCUUUAUUACCGUAUAGCUACAUCCACCAUUUUUUGAAAUCCAAGUAGAACAGUUUCUAAGGAGAAGUUUUGAGAUGUUCAGGAUAACAUAAGCAAUGACAUACAAAAUAU